This is a messenger RNA of Epinephelus fuscoguttatus (brown-marbled grouper), 1487 nucleotides long. RefSeq lists its product as uncharacterized. NCBI's taxonomy places the organism in Eukaryota, Metazoa, Chordata, Actinopteri, Perciformes, Serranidae. Gene Ontology annotation, molecular function: calcium ion binding. The transcript has 5 exons. Bases 1 to 597 code for a protein of 198 amino acids. The record is from RefSeq and is a predicted model, not a curated record.
AUGGGCCAAGCUGCUACCCUGCCAUGUAGGAGAGGGGAGUCCUAUGUUACUGAGCUGUACGAGUGGUUCAGAAAGUUUAUCAAUGAAUGUCCCAGUGGGCUGAUCACUCUUCACGAGUUUCAGAGGCAUUUCUGUGAUGGGACAGUGGGCAGCGAGUCAGCUGAGUAUGCAGAGCAGAUAUUUCGCACAUUGGACAGUAAUGGGGAUGGAGUGGUUGAUUUCAGGGAGUACGUCAUGGCCAUCAGCAUGCUUAUUGAAGGUUCAGCUGUGGAGAAGCUGCGGUGGUCAUUUAAGCUCUAUGACAAAGACAGAGACGGAGCCAUCACAAGGGAGGAAAUGCUGGAGAUUAUGCAGGCUGUGUAUAAGAUGAGUGUCGCAGCUGCUUUAACUCAACCCAACCCACUCACAGCUGAAGAAUGUACCAACAGGAUAUUCACGCGAUUAGAUAAAGACAAUAACGCCAUCAUCAGUCUGGAGGAGUUCAUAGAGGGAGCGCUGGAUGAUGAUUGGAUCAGGGAGAUGCUGGAAUGUGACCCGAGCACUGUGAAGGUGGAGAGGCCCCUGAGGAGGGACACCGCUUUGGGGACCCAUGGUUGACCCAAAGUGGGGUAUUCUAUUCACUGGGAGAAGAGGAAUUAACCAGUUGACGUUUGGACCAACAUUUCCAGGAACAGCUUCCAUUCAUUGUGACAAAUUAUAUCACAGUCUGUUGAAUAACUCAGAGGGAGAUGCCGGAGAGUGCUAGGAAAUGUAGAUGUAGUUUUUACAGUAUGAAAAACACCCAGUGCUGCCUUCUAGAAUAUGCCUUAGAAUAAAUCAUGCCUAUAAUGAGACAAAGAAAUGAUCCUUCUCAUAUUAUAUUAUUAAUUAUUCAUUCUGCCUUUGUGGCCACAUUAACUUGCACCAGGCAAUGGACCCUAAAUCAUUUUAAAGUAAACAUAGUGUAAUAUUUACUAUGACUCUCAGUUUCCCUUGGCUGCCCAGGGCCUUGUAACAUCUGUCCUGCAUACACUUGGUAUUCCAUGCAAGUCUGUAGUUUUUUGAUUGUAUGCCACUUAAUACUGUAACUCCACUUCAUUUUAGAAGAAAAAAUGUACUUGUAAUUCCACUUAAUUCAUCAGAAAGCUAUAAUUGUUGUUGUGAAGCUCCUCAUUUCUGACAUCUCCCUUCCUGACAUUCCUCUGAGGCAUGUUGACCUUGCUAACCAACUUGUACACAUCACUGCAAAUACUGUGUUAUUUCCUCUGACACAGACUCACUCCCCGCUCUGGUCUGGUAGUGUUAAUUUAAACUAUUAUUUACUAUGUGGCACAAAUCUGCUCUUGUUGUCAGUGUUUAAUCAGGAUUUCAAUCUGCCUUCACUGGCUACAAAAUUAAGAUAAUACUUACAUGUCAAUGCAUCUGUUACAAUAAUGUAUUAUUAUAAUAUGUAACAUAACAAUUUGCAAAGGGCCUGCAUAUUGAGUACUUUUACAUACUUACCUGCA